Mustela erminea (ermine) is the source of this 1642-nucleotide messenger RNA. RefSeq names its product tRNA selenocysteine 1 associated protein 1 (gene TRNAU1AP). Bases 103 to 1083 code for a protein of 326 amino acids. The transcript has 10 exons. Gene Ontology annotation, molecular function: tRNA binding. Gene Ontology annotation, cellular component: nucleus. NCBI's taxonomy places the organism in Eukaryota, Metazoa, Chordata, Mammalia, Carnivora, Mustelidae. Gene Ontology annotation, biological process: selenocysteine incorporation. The record is from RefSeq and is a predicted model, not a curated record.
GCAGAAGGCGUCGGAGGCGCAUGCUCCCUGGCGGUCCCGGUGCCCAACUCUGGCGCCGGCGCUGGCCUCCUCCGCGCGCACACUCUGGGCCCGGCUGCAGGCAUGGCGGCCAGUCUGUGGAUGGGCGACCUGGAGCCCUACAUGGAUGAGAAUUUCAUCUCCAGAGCCUUUGCCACUAUGGGGGAGACGGUGAUGAGCGUCAAAAUUAUCCGAAACCGCCUGACUGGAAUCCCAGCUGGCUACUGUUUUGUAGAAUUUGCAGAUUUGGCCACAGCCGAGAAGUGUUUGCAUAAAAUUAAUGGGAAACCCCUGCCAGGAGCCACACCUGCAAAACGUUUUAAACUAAACUACGCCACUUAUGGGAAACAACCGGAUAACAGCCCUGAGUACUCCCUCUUUGUGGGGGACCUGACCCCAGAUGUGGAUGAUGGCAUGCUGUAUGAAUUCUUCGUCAAAGUCUACCCCUCCUGUCGGGGAGGCAAGGUGGUUUUGGACCAGACGGGCGUGUCGAAGGGCUAUGGUUUUGUGAAAUUCACAGAUGAACUGGAACAGAAGCGAGCUCUGACCGAGUGUCAGGGAGCAGUUGGCCUGGGAUCAAAACCUGUGCGGCUGAGUGUGGCAAUCCCCAAAGCAAGCUUGUGGCUGGGGCAGAGCGACGACCUGCGAGGGCAGAUUCAUUCAGUUGUUGCCGGUAGCAGCCCUGGGAAAGCAGCAUGUCCUGCGUACUUAAUGUUCCUGCUCUUGGCCCGGAGCCGUGUGAAGCCAGUGGAGUACAGUCAGAUGUACAGUUACAGCUACAACCAGUAUUACCAGCAGUACCAGAACUACUACGCCCAGUGGGGCUAUGACCAGAACACAGGCAGCUAUAGCUAUAGCUACCCCCAGUACGGCUACACGCAGAGCACCAUGCAGACAUAUGAAGAAGUCGGGGAUGACGCCUUGGAAGACCCCAUGCCACAGUUGGACGUGGUGGAGGCCAACAAGGAGUUCAUGGAGCAGAGUGAGGAGCUAUACGACGCCUUGAUGGACUGUCACUGGCAGCCCCUGGACACCGUAUCCUCAGAGAUCCCUGCCAUGAUAUAGUCGGGACAGAGGAGCUGCUGACACAGACUGUGCUGGAGAGAGACUCCUUUUUUAACAAAAGUGCUGGAACAACUUUUACCUUUUUGGAAAUGUUUUGUAAAGUUUUUAGUAAUCAACUCUUGAGAUGAUGACCAUUCCUGCACCACCACUGCCUUCCUCUGCCCAUCAGCCUUUGGAGUUUGAAAACCACAGGGCCAUUGAGGGAGGUUUGAAAUGUCUUUGAAGUGUCUUCCAGGUAGGGAUGUUACCUAGUCUUGGGAGAUCAGAGUUUGGGGUUAUUAAAGUGGAUCAUAUUACUCAAACAAGAGGGCCAUCUCAGGUGACCCUGCAUCCUUAAAAGGUUCUCUGUGGUCAGAGUGCCUGGGUCACAUGCUACAUGCCAAGUGGGGGCAAUGUGGACCCUCCAUUUCAAGCACCCCUUCACCCAACAAGUUUGGUUUUAGGUUUCGUGGCUGCAUGUGGUAGGAUGUGAUGGAACCAGCAACACCUAGACCAAAAGGCUCGGAGGACAAGCCUAGCUUUAAUAAGCCCUUGUUUGAGGACAUUAUUGUGCUAUCUG